AAAAAAAAAUGAUGUACGAAUAUGGUUGACGACUUGACUUGUUGUUGGAAAUGCGUAGGAUCCAAAAAAAGUCAACCAGAAACAGAACUUGACUCUGAUUGUGAAUCCAGUAAUCAGAACAGAGGAACAGUAUUGAAUAAUAUUAAAAUGGGAGAGUACUUGGUAACUGGAGGGACAAGCUUUAUAGCCUCUCACGUUGUAAAGGCACUUCUUGACUUGGGCCAUUCCGUAAGAACAACUGUUAGAGACUCCUCAGAUGAAGAGAAGGUUAGGUUUUUGUGGGAGUUAAAAGGAGCCAAAGAAAGGUUAAAGAUUUUCGAAGCCGAUCUAACAGUGGAGGGAAGCUUUGACGAGGCUGUCAAAGGUGUUGAUGGAGUCUUCCACAUUGCCUCUCGUGUUACUGUUUGUCUGGACAAAAAUGAUCUGGAGAAGUUGGUCGAUCGAGAUAUAAAUGGAACAAGGAACUUGAUGAACUCUUGCGAAAAAUCAAGAAACACUGUGAAAAGGAUCGUUCUCACAUCUUCUUCAACCGCAGUCAGGUACCGCUAUGAUGCCACAGAAGCCUCUCCACUUAAUGAAUCGCAUUAUAGCGAUCUUGACUACUGCAGAAACUUCAAAAUUUGGUAUGGUUAUGCAAAGACAUUAGGAGAGAAAGAAGCUUGGACUAUCGCAGCCGAGAAGAAUCUAGAUCUAGUGGUUGUAAUCCCUUCGUUUUGUAUCGGUCCAAUACUUAGUCCAGAACCCACAAGCUCCCCUCUCAUUCUCCUGUCCAUAAUCAAAGGUGUUCGGGGAGAUUAUCCGAAUGUCACGGGAGGGUUUGUGCACAUAGAAGAUGUAGUUGCUGCACAAAUCUUAGCAAUGGAAGAGCCUAAAGCAUCAGGAAGAUUCAUAUGUUCGAGUUCAGUGGCUCACUGGUCAGAGAUCAUUGAGAUGCUAAGACCUAAAUACCCGUUAUACCCAUUUGAGACCAAGUGCAGUAGUGAAGAAGGGAAAGAUAUGCCUCAUAGCUUGGACACAACAAAGAUACGUGAACUUGGCUUACCGCCAUUCAAGUCUUUAGCUGAGAUGUUUGAUGACUGCAUCAAGUGCUUCCAAGACAAGGGUCUACUCUGAAACUCCUACUGUUAUCAGAAAAUCAAAGUGAUCUUAGCUUAGUAGUUUGGUCUUGUUUUAAGUUUAUUUUAAACACCAAUAAUCUAGCCUAUCUUAUGAUUC
Molecule: messenger RNA, 1215 nt
Organism: Brassica rapa (field mustard)
Lineage: Eukaryota; Viridiplantae; Streptophyta; Magnoliopsida; Brassicales; Brassicaceae
Product: tetraketide alpha-pyrone reductase 2
Molecular function (GO): oxidoreductase activity, acting on the CH-OH group of donors, NAD or NADP as acceptor
Source: RefSeq, a predicted model, not a curated record